AUGUCCGUACCGAAACAAAGACUUCUACAGGUAGCGAGCUUGUCUGCACGGAUCUUCAACGAAAAUUUCAAUCCCACAGCCGCCCGUAACGGUGGUAAAAUUCUGUCCAAAAGACUGAAAGGUGCAUCGAUCGCAGGCUACUAUGGAAAUCCAGAUUUUCUAAAAUUCAAGCAUCUAAAGACUUUAUACCCGGAAUUCAAAUUCACAGAUGAGCAAGAAGAAUAUAGACUGUCCAUGAAUGAAGCCAGGAAGCGUAGAGGAAAGGGCGCCCCCACGAAGAAAAAAGAAGCCAGCAAAGACAAGGGCAAGACGAAAAAGAGGAAGUAA
Lachancea sp. 'fantastica' is the source of this 327-nucleotide messenger RNA. Lineage: Eukaryota; Fungi; Ascomycota; Saccharomycetes; Saccharomycetales; Saccharomycetaceae. The record is from the annotation of a GenBank genome assembly.